GAAAACACUGUCAUAUGAUUUGCCCUUUAAAAUCCAUUGACACUAAGUUUAGAGUAUAAUAUAAUAGGUUUACUGUCCUCAAGUUGAUUGGCUUUGAGUUUUUGUGGUAUAUUAUUGAUUAUAAAUUUUGAUUUAAUCCAAUGGACAAAACGAAAGACGACGAGUUGGAAGUGUUUGUUGAGUCAAUAGAUAAUGAAAUGACGUCAAAGGAGAAGCAAUUGAUGGAAGAGUUGAUGAUAAUACAAGAUUGUCAACAAAUGGUCAAAUGUUUUAGACAAACAUUUGUGGAUUGUAUUGUCGAUAGUAAGUUGAAUGAUAUGGAGUCAAGUUUCGAGAAGAAAAAUAAACAAUUGAAUGAAGUUAUGGCUAAUAAUGAAGAGCUCAAGAGUAAGUUUCAGUUGUUGACAACAACUACCGAUCAGAUAAAUCAAAUGAUUGAUACGAUGGACGCGGAGUUACAAGGAUUCAGAGAUAACAACAUUGAUAUCAAUGUUUAUCAACAGCUUAUUGAAGAUCAUCAAAGAGAGACGGAUGAGUUGAAUGACAAAUUGACAUAUUUUAGCCAUGAAUUGGACUCAAUGACCAAAAUGUUUGAAGUGACAACUCAUGAGAUGGAAGAGAUUAAGGAAGACAAUAAACAAUUGGUGGCAAAAAUUACAAAACAAAACACUAAACUACAAGAAUCUAAUAUAAGAAGACAUUUAAUGGUGAAAUUGAUAAGAGAUUUGGAAAAAGAAAUGAAAAGAUAUUCGGUUUUUAAUGAAACAAAACUUCAAGAAUUGAAUACAAAUUUGAAAGAAAAGGUCAAAACAUUAAUAGCAGUUAUCACUGAAAAUCAAGAAUUAAAUACUAAAGUAAUGGAAUUGAAUGCAACUAAUGAACAAAUGAAAGACAUGAAUGAUUUGUUGAACAAAGAAUUAAAUGAAGAAAAAGAAAAGUUGAUUAACACAGACAAAGAAUGUGAACAACUAAAAGACAAUCUCCAGAAAGUAAAUGAUAACUUGAUCGGCGCUAAAGACACCAUUGCGUCUAUGAAUGAGAAGAUCCACAUAUUAACCAAUGAAGUUGAAUCGGUUAAUGAUAAAUAUAAUUUGAAAUGUAAUGAAACGGAUCAGAUUAAGACUUUUAACGAACAAUUGUUGGAUAAAUUAACUGAACAGGAAAUACAAUUUCAUAAUGAAACGGAUCAGUUAAAGAUACAGAACAACCAAUUGAUGGAUCAAAUUGGUCAACAAGAAGUUAAAUGGCGAAAAGUAACUGAACAGCUUAUGGCUGAUAACAAUCAAUUGAUGGAUCAAAUUGCUAAAGAAAAAGUUAAAUUGCGAAAAAAAAACUAA
Messenger RNA from Oppia nitens, 1337 nucleotides. Its product is annotated as putative leucine-rich repeat-containing protein DDB_G0290503. Lineage: Eukaryota; Metazoa; Arthropoda; Arachnida; Sarcoptiformes; Oppiidae. The coding region runs from base 141 to 1337 and encodes 398 amino acids. The transcript has a single exon. The record is from RefSeq and is a predicted model, not a curated record.